AGCGGUCGCCCCGCCCACCUCAAUGUGUCAUCUUCCCGGUCCAAUGCGGAGGCGCCCCAUCACCGAGCCCCUGGCCUUCAGAAACGGAAGGGGCGGGGCCAGCGCUGCGGAGCGGGGGGUUCGCUGCUUGACCCUUUUGCUGCGGAGGGAUGGCGGCGGCGGCGGCGUGGCUCGGAGGAAAGCGGCAGGCAGGGCUGUGGCCGCGGCGGCGGCUCCGCUUAGGACCGACCCUCCUGCUGCUCCUCCUCCAGCUCUUGUUUCUGUGGCCACCUGGCCCGGCCGAGGCUGGCCAGCUGUCCAAGUGGCGACUGCCGGUGCCUAUGGGGAAGAAAUUUUUUAACUUCGGAAACAUCCUCUUCAGCAACACUACAAUUUUCUUAAAGUUUGAAGGCAAUGAAUCUGCAUGUGAUCCUUCUCAAGGUUACAAUGUUAGCUGGUACUUGAGAUAUUCUGAUUGCUACAAUGAAGUCUUCAACUUUGGGGAUGAGCAGGCAGAUAUAUAUUUUCUGGACACCUCAGAAGAACGCUUGGGUUGGUCAGGAUACUAUGCAAUGUCUUCACUCUACUUCCCCAACUGUUCUGAGCUCUUCAAACCACAGAAUUUCUACACUGAAUUUGUUCAUCCAGAACUCCUCUCAAAUGGAAAACAAGAGAUAUCAAAGGACAGAAGAGAGAAUGGAACUAACAUUACUACUGUAGCAGAGACCCCUCCAAUGAAUGCUGUGAUGAGAACCUGGCAAGAUGGGCCUUAUAUCUUUAUUGUGCACAUUAGCUUUCCAUCCUUGAAGGAAGGCAGUGUGAAAGUUAAAGAAACAAGUGAUGGAUUCCCGAAAGUUCCAGUUUCCUCUGGUUCACAAGAGGCACUUUUUACCAUGAUUGUGGAAGUGAAGGGUCCCUAUGAGUACCUCUCUCUAGCAGAUUAUCCUCUCAUGAUUUUUUUCAUGGUGAUGUGCAUUGUAUACGUAUUGUUUGGAGUUCUGUGGCUGGCAUGGUCAGCUUGCUACUGGCGGGACCUCCUGAGGAUCCAGUUCUGGAUUGGUGCAGUUAUCCUACUGGGAAUGCUGGAGAAAGCUGUUUUCUAUGCAGAAUUCCAGAAUAUCCGCUACACAGGAGAAUCUGUCCAAGGGGCACUGAUACUGGCUGAGCUCCUUUCAGCACUGAAACGUUCACUUGCUCGAAUUCUUGUCAUUAUUGUGAGCUUGGGAUAUGGCAUAGUCAAACCUCGCCUUGGAGUCACUCUUCACAAAGUAGUUGUUGCUGGAUCCCUCUAUUUACUAUUUUCUGGCAUGGAAGGUGUCCUGAGAGUCACAGGGUCUUUCCAUGGUGUUACAGCUUUGGUAGCUAAUGUCGGGCUGUCUAUCAUUGACUCGUGUAUUAUUUAUUGGAUAUUUAUCAGCUUGACUCAGAUAAUGAAGAUGUUAAAACUUAGAAGGAAUGUUGUGAAACUUUCUCUCUACCGACACUUCACCAACACACUCAUCUUGGCAAUAGCAGCAUCUGUUGUCUUUGUCAUCUGGACAACUCUGAAAUUCAGGCUGGUAGAUUGUCAGUCAGACUGGCAGGAGCUGUGGGUAGAUGAUGCCAUUUGGCGGCUUUUGUUUUCAAUGAUUCUUUUUGUCAUCAUGAUUCUUUGGAGACCAUCUGCCAACAAUCAGAGAUUUGCCUUUUCACCGUUGUCUGAGGAAGAGGAGGAUGAUGAACAGAAGGAGCCAAUGUUGAAAGAAAGCUUUGAGGGGAUGAAAAUGAGAAGUUCAAAACAAGAAUCAAAUGGAAAUCCUAAAGCCAACAAAGCAGUCAAGCAGGAAGAUGAUUUGAAAUGGGUAGAAGAGAAUGUUCCUUCUUCAGUGACUGAUGUAGCUCUCCCAGCACUUCUGGAUUCUGAUGAGGAAAGAAUGAUCACACAUUUUGAAAGAUCCAAAAUGGAAUGAAGAAAGAUAACACUGCAGAACAAGGCUUCCUGCUCCUGGAGAAAAGGAACUUCUCUCUCCUUUGGAAUGUUCCAGUGCUGCAUCCUUCUGAUGUGUUCCAUGAUCUUUGGAACCAUACAUUGUUCACAGAGGGAGAGCAUUUUACUUGAGUCACUAUGGAAGGGAUUAGAUGCUUGUUGGUAAACCUACGGGCCAUUUGGAUUUGCAUUGUUGCUGAAGGUGUGUUUUUAAACAAUGGAAAUGCCUGUUAUUACAGCACAUUGUUUAUUUUUAAAUGUUUAAGUCAAACUAAAACUGGUUUUACAACUGCCUGAGAAACUAUUAAUUCAAUAUUACAGCUAAAUCCCAUCUGUUUCAACUACAAGGGGGUAAGGGUGUGUGUGUGUGUGUGUGGGGGGGGAGAGUUAGGAAUAAUUUCCCCUAACCAGUCUGGAUGAUUCACUCAGAGCAGAAGCAAGAUUUGUCCUGUAUACCAGCAGUCCCCAACCUUUUUGGGACCUUGGACCGGCUGAGCCUCUGAGGAAGGUGGGGCACCUCCCCCUAAUGCACACUCUCAGGCACAUGUACAAAGUGGUGGGGGAGCAUGCACGCGCCCACAAGCGCCAACAUGAGUGCUUCCUCACCCCUUCACACAUGCGCAGGAGCACCUGCAUGCCCACCCACCCCUUCACGCAGGUGCUCGGGCACAUGCAU
Molecule: messenger RNA, 2621 nt
Organism: Pogona vitticeps (central bearded dragon)
Lineage: Eukaryota; Metazoa; Chordata; Lepidosauria; Squamata; Agamidae
Source: RefSeq, a predicted model, not a curated record